Molecule: messenger RNA, 2211 nt
Organism: Salvia splendens (bonfire salvia)
Lineage: Eukaryota; Viridiplantae; Streptophyta; Magnoliopsida; Lamiales; Lamiaceae
Exons: 1
Coding region: 379-2046 (555 amino acids)
Cellular component (GO): Golgi apparatus
Source: RefSeq, a predicted model, not a curated record
UCGUCACUAAUUACAUCUCUUGGAUUGCUGUUUCUUCAAGUUUAAGACAAACACUCACUCACCUAAAAACUUGCGUUAGCAGUGACGGGCUCUUUUCAAUCCCAUUUGUCUUCUCCAAAUUCACACCUCCAGAUCCAAUCUUGCUUCCAUUUCUGUUCAUAGAAAUCGAGGGUCCGUCUUAGAUAAUUGGUAAUCACUCCUCCCUCUGCAAUUUUGUUUGAGUUCAAGAUCCGAGCUUUUCUUGUUUGUGGUAGUUUCAUUUUUAUGCUUCUAGUAAAGGCUCAAGAUCCUAUUUUUUGGCUUUAGACUAUUAUAUAGAUUUGUAUAAAGUGGAUUUGAGUGGAUUUUGGGGAUUUGUUACCUUGCUUAGAUUAUUAGAUGAAAGAAGUGAAUCAAACAGAUCCCAUUGGGCAGAACGUGAUAAAGCUGAUAAGCAAUGUCUGUUUCUCAGUGUUUGUGUUCUCAGUCUUGAUUUUCAGUGUGAUUGCAAUCACAUACCAACCCCCUGACCCAUGGGAGUCAUCUAGGGCUCUCACUAAGGUCUUCACCGAUGUCGAAAACGCCACAUUCCAUAUGGACUCAUCGAUCCUCAGGACCGGUGAGGACGUCGCCUAUGCACCCGCGUUGAGCCCUGUGGGGUCUAUAACCGAGUCCAACAUUGAGAAAUCCGAGGAGGCACUCGGGAAGAACGUGACUCUGAAGCCCAGUUGUGAGGAUGUUGAUUCGUCGGUUGUGAAUUGCUCGGACCCGAGGGUCUUGAUCGCAAUCCAGAGGUUUAACUUGAGGACUUUCAAAGGGAUUGUGUUCUUGGAGUACCAAGCCCCGGUGAAUGGGACGAGGCCGGAUGAGUGUGACGUGUCGUGGAGGUUUAGGAACCGGAAGGAGAAGUCUUGGAGGCGGUAUAGGGAUUUUCGUAGGUAUAGGAUUGGUUUUAAGGAUGAUUGUAGUGUUAAGGUGGUGAGGGCCGGGCGAUGGCACUCUGGAGUCAAUGCUCGUCGUUUUAGGAGUAGGGGGAAUGGCACGAGGAGUGGUCAGAGGGUGAGGGGUGCUCCUCCGACCAUUAGGGAUGAUGAGAUCAAUGACACGAUCGCGACAUUGGGGCCGGAUUCUGCUUUUAGGGGAGGGAAGUACUUGUAUUACUCGAGGGGAGGAGAUCACUGCAAGGGGAUGAAUCAGUAUCUUUGGAGCUUUCUAUGUGCGCUAGGCGAAGCUCAGUUCUUGAACAGGACGUUGGUGAUGGAUUUGAGCAUAUGCUUGGCGUCUACUUACACGAGGAGUGGCAGGGAUGACGAAGGGAAGGAUUUUAGGUUCUACUUCGACUUUGAGCAUUUGAAAGAGUCGGCUUCCAUUGUGGAGGAGCGCGAGUUUCGUAGGGAUUGGAGGAGAUGGGAGAAGGGCCAUAAGGCGAAUGUCCCGGUUAGGAAGGUUGAGAGCUAUAAGGUGACACCGAUGGAGCUGAGUAAGGAUAAAAGCUCGAUUAUCUGGCGAGAGUUUGCUGGUGGUCCGGAGGAGAAGGGCAACUACUGGUAUCGCGUGUGUGAGGGUGAGGCCGGGAAGUACAUCAACAGGCCGUGGCAGGCGCUGUGGAAAUCGAAGCGGCUGAUGAACAUCGUCUCCGCGAUCAGUGGGAGCAUGGACUGGGAUUACGAUGCUGUGCACGUCGUUCGGGGACAGAAGGCGCAGGACAAGAAGCUGUGGCCUCACUUGGACGCGGACACAGCGCCCGAGGCCAUAGUGGCGAAGCUGCAAGGGGAGGUGGCGCCGUGGAGGAACUUGUACGUUGCGACGAACGAGGGGUUCUACAACUACUUCGACAAGCUGAGGUCGCACUACAAGGUGCACUUGCUGGAUGACUACGGGUACCUGUGGGGGAACACGAGCGAGUGGUGGAACGAGACGACUCAGCUCAACGGGGGGCGGCCCGUUGAGUUUGACGGGUAUAUGAGAGUGGAGGUGGACACUGAGGUGCUCUACAGAGCCAAGAAGAAGGUGGAGACCUUUAAUGACUUGACUAAGGAUUGCAAGGAUGGGAUCAAUACAUGCUGAACAGUAAUACAACUAUUCAUUUGUGUUUCUUUUUAUUUGCUUGUUUUAUGGCAUCUUACUAGUUUUAUAGUAGUAGUACAGUUCUUGUCAGGAUCGAAUGUUAAUUGUGAUUGAAUUUAUUGUGAUAUUAUGUUGAAUUUAUAGAUGACAUUGUUGAUUGUUGAA